Clupea harengus (Atlantic herring) is the source of this 3091-nucleotide messenger RNA. It is a transcript of the gene miga1, whose product is annotated as mitoguardin 1. NCBI's taxonomy places the organism in Eukaryota, Metazoa, Chordata, Actinopteri, Clupeiformes, Clupeidae. The record is from RefSeq and is a predicted model, not a curated record. Gene Ontology annotation, biological process: mitochondrial fusion.
UGACGUUUGCUUGCAGACGUAACUGUCUACGGCCAAAACCAUACAGAAUAUAGCAGGCAUUUCAGCUAGGUAUUUGCUGCCCGUGGUCAUAGACUGACGAAGUCGAUGGUCCAUAUGCCAAAGAAAAGUCUGAAAUUCUGCGGAUGAAGAUGGCCACAGGUUAAGACCUUAUCAACGGGAUUAUGGAUAUAUUGCCACAAUGACCGAUGACGCUCUCCGCUCUCCAUUGUCCCUCAAAGAGGCGGCCCUGCGUGUGGUAGACCUGCCUCUCUCCUUCUGCAAUUCUUUGGCCGAGGUAAAUGUCAGCCCUGGCACAAAAAAGCUGUUCGCCGCCACAGCCUUUGGUGCUGUCUCACUCUUCUUCCUCGCCCGCCACUUCAAAAGGAGGAAGGGGAAGAAAAAGGCCCAGUCGCCAUGGGAACAGGAGGAAUUUGACUUCCUCCUCGCUGCUUCCCCAGAUAAAGACACAUACAUAGCCAGUAACCGCCAGAAUCUCACCCUGCCACUUAACACUAAAAGCUGCUACUCCUGUAGCCUGGUUCCUGGUGGAACCCUAUACAGCAAGCUCUCUGGCUCCCUACAGAGUCUGGCCUCGGUUAAAAGCGUGAAUUCCUCCAGCAGCUGCACCUGUGCCAACAGCUCCAGCUGCUGGGAGAGAAGUGCAGAGGAACCAGACCUCUGCAGCAUGGUCAACAUCCCCGUCACCACGCCUGAAAAUCUCUACCUGAUGGGCAUGGAGUUGUUUGAGGAGGCACUGAGACGCUGGGAGCAGGCCCUCACCUUCCGCGGCCAAGAGGCUGAGGACGAAGCCAGCUGCGCCUCAGUGAAACUGGGAGCCGGUGACGCCAUUGCAGAGGAGAGCAUGGAGGACAUCAUCAGUGCAGAGUUUAUUCACAAGCUGGAGUCGCUGCUGCAGAGGGCGUACCGGCUCCAGGAGCAGUUUGAGGGGGCACUGGGCGUGUCCGACCCCUCAUCACACGCCAGCAAUGACAAACACACAGACAUCUCGAGCCGUGAGGAUCUGGAUGAUUCUUGUCUGAAGGACACCAUGAGCAUAGCCUCCACCGACUCCUUUGUGUCAGCUGGCGAGCUGUCCGAGCACAGGGAGCUGAGGAGUGCCUUUGUUCUAGGCUCGCUCUGCCACUACCCAUUUUAUGAUGAGGCACUGCAGAUGGCUGAGGAAGGGAAGAUCUCCUGCAGAGUUCUGAGAACCGAGCUGCUGGAAUGCCUUGGUGACACGGACUUCCUUGCAAAGCUGCACUGCGUGCGUCAGGCGUGUCAGGCCAUCUUGUGUGAAAGGACCACAAGAAACUUCCUGGCUGAUACGGGGAAGAAGAUCCUGGCUUCCAUCAUUGUCAAGGCUCGAAAGAGCCCCAACAGAUUUGAGGAGUUGUUCGAGGAGAUGAUCUCCUUCCUGGAGCAGACUGACCACUGGGGAAACACGGAGGUGGAGCUGGCCACCCGCGGGGUGAAGCAUUUGAACUUCUAUGACAUCGUCCUCGAUUUCAUCCUCAUGGACUCUUUUGAGGACCUGGAGAAUCCUCCUAUCUCCAUUCAGAAUGUUGUCAACAAUCGAUGGCUGAAUAGCUCCUUCAAAGAGACAGCUGUUGCAUCAAGUUGUUGGUCUGUUCUGAAGCAGAAGAGACAGCAUAUGAAGAUCCAGGAUGGCUUCAUUGCACAUUUCUAUGCUGUCUGUGAGCAAAUCAGCCCUGUCCUGGCAUGGGGGUUCCUGGGCCCAAAGACUUCCCUGCAUGACUUCUGCUGCUUCUUCAAGGACCAGGUGCUGUUCUUUCUGAAGGACAUCUUUGACCUGGAGAAGGUUCGCUACACCAGCGUGGAGACGCUGGCUGAGGACAUGCUCCACUUGCUACACAGGCGGACCGAGCUGCUGCUGGCGUAUCUGGGUGCCGACUCCUUCCGCCACCUGAAUGGGUGUGUCCCCUCACCGCUCCAACUUGUGCCCACCGCCAUGGUGGAGGCCUGAGUGCAAUAACCUGUCAUUGGAUUGUUCAACUACACAAACUGUAGGAAGAGGAAUUGGGCUUCUUUGGAGCGGUGUUGUGCUCGCUGUUUAAGUGUGAAUGCUGCUUGUUUUGUAAGACUAUGAUUAUUAAUAGCUUACUAUCUUACUGAGCACCAUAAGGUCUGACCUGUAAGUCCAGUAGCAAUACUGCCCCUAUAUUCUCAUCGUGGUGCCACUUCAAUGUUGUGUUUUUUUUUGUCUUUUCUUAAAUUCAAACUUGGUGUCAUUACUGUGUCUCUGCAGAGGCUGGUCAAAUUGCACCUGACGUACUUUUGACCUCAUGAGUGGGCAUUCAAGGCAUUUGUUUAAGUUAUUUUAAGUAUUUAUAACACCAUGUCAGUGAAUCUGGGCCUCCCAGUGGAUCAAGUGUAUAAUAUUGUCAGUUGGGAAAUGAAUUAUGUAUAAGGGCAGAGGAAAGGUGAUAACUUGGUAACCCAGCAGUAUUGGUGAGGCAGACUGCGGCAGGAGUAAUAAUACUGUGUAUUGUAAAGGGAUUUCUGAACAGUAGUUUGGACGCUCUGGCUCAUCUUGAGUGGGUUAUCAUUCAGCUAAAGACUGUACAUACGAAAUGCCUUGUUAGGCUAAGGUUCAGUGGCACUGACUGCCUAAUAGGCCUGUCACCUGUCUACAACUGCUUAACCACACACACACACACAGGGCCUCAUAGCUAAUGGAAUUCCCCAUCUACUGUGCGUUUGUGUUACUUUGUUGUACUCAGUGUUAAGCUGUUGUGAAUGUUAAAUUGCAAUCAGCCCUGAUUGUCAGCACCUGUAGAGUUGCCCUGGUGUAUUGUGGCAAAUAAGGCCUGAACUGUUAGCAUUGGUCUACCUUGAAAACCAAUCACUUCGGAAGUGUCAUUGAGCUUAUUGUAUAAACACAGUUUUCGUUGUACCGGAGAUGUCUAUUAACUCAUACAUACUGAAAUCGACGUUCGUCCCAGAUUUACUGUUAAAAAUUGGCAUUUAUUUUUAUAAUUACAUAAUUUCACCAAGACAUGAAUUGAACUGUAACAUCGCUCAUGUACCUGUAUGCAUAACUUGUCUAAAUAAAAGGGCCAUCUAAAGUGAA